AUGGCGAAUGUCCUGAGAACCUCUGUGCGCAGGUUUGCAACUACCGCAGUGCGGGCCGCAGCUGCGGAAUCCCUCAACGCCUACGGGGUCCGAGUCUCCCAAGCUCAAGGGGUGGUCGACGGACUGACUGGAGCUAUCGGCAAUACACCACUAAUCAAACUCAAGAAGCUCUCUGCGCAAACCGGCUGCAACGUCCUAGGCAAAGCCGAGUUCCAAAACCCUGGCGGCAGCGUCAAAGAUCGAGCUGCGCUCUACGUGGUCAAGGAUGCUGAAGAGCGGGGUCUCCUCAAACCAGGAGGCACAGUGGUCGAAGGCACCGCCGGGAAUACAGGCAUUGGUCUUGCGCACGUGUGCAGGUCACGAGGAUACAACCUGGUCAUCUACAUGCCCAACACUCAAUCACAAGGCAAGAUCGACCUUCUGAGGUUGCUUGGUGCUGAGGUCUAUCCCGUGCCGGCCGUGGCAUGGGAGAACCCGGAAAAUUACAACUGGCAAGCAAAGCGGCACGCGGAAAGACUCCAGAAGGAGGACCCCGAACACGGCGCAGUCUGGACCAACCAGUUCGACAACGUCGCCAACCGACGAGCGCACAUCGAGACGACAGGUCCGGAAAUAUGGGCGCAGACCGAGGGCAAAAUCGAUGCCUUCACAUGCGCGACUGGCACGGGAGGCACUCUGGCCGGCACGACGCGGUUUCUGAAAGAUGUUAGCAACGGUUCGGUCAAGUCCUUCCUUGCUGACCCGCCUGGCUCGGUUCUGUAUUCAUACAUCACUUCUGGAGGUCAGCUCCAGGAGCGGUCGGGCAGCAGUAUCACCGAAGGCAUUGGCCAAGGGCGAGUCACCGACAAUCUGAAACAAGAAGUCGGCGAGCUGGACGGCGCCUUACAUAUCUCGGACGAGAAGAGCAUUGAGAUGGUCUAUCGCUGUCUCGAUGAAGAGGGGCUGUACCUCGGAGCCAGCAGUGCCUUGAACGUCGUAGCCGCCAAAGAAGUCGCCGAGAAAUUGGGCCCGAAUCACACCGUCGUUACUGUCCUCUGUGACGGCGCGUACAGAUACGCAGACCGCCUGUUCAGCGACAAGUGGUUGAAGAGCAAGAACUUGAGAGGCGCAAUUCCCAAGCACCUCGAGAAGUAUAUUGUCUUGCCAUAA
This is a messenger RNA of Capronia epimyces CBS 606.96, 1149 nucleotides long. RefSeq names its product cysteine synthase. Lineage: Eukaryota; Fungi; Ascomycota; Eurotiomycetes; Chaetothyriales; Herpotrichiellaceae. The transcript has 2 exons. Bases 1 to 1149 code for a protein of 382 amino acids. Gene Ontology annotation, cellular component: cytoplasm. Gene Ontology annotation, molecular function: cysteine synthase activity. The record is from RefSeq and is a predicted model, not a curated record.